UUCGUCCAUAACCAUAACCUAAGUAAUCUAAAAAUUAUUUUUAGGUUUUUGAAUAGCUUUAAAACUAAUCUCAAUUAAAAGAUAUUUUAAUAUCUUAAAUAAGAAAACUCUAUAUCUACUAUAACAUUUAAAUAAUUGUACAAAUAAUGUCUUUAUAAUUAAAAAACAAGUAAAAUCAAUACCAUCCUUGUAAACAUGUCAGUGGCAAAUAAUAAUGUCGUUACAGAAAACGGCGAACAAUACAUACCAGCAACACAAAGACCUGACGGCACUUGGCGAAAAGCGAGAAGAGUCAAAGAAGGAUAUGUACCCCAAGAAGAAGUACCUUUAUACGAAAGCAAGGGAAAACAAAUUUUGAACAGAAAAAAUGAACCUGUUGUGCUCGCUUCAGGGCAAGUUGCCAAAAAGGCCACUAUUCCCGGGCUCUACAUUGUUGAAGAUGAGGUUGAGAAAAAGAAAAAACCAAAAAAGAAAACACAAGAAGUUGAAAAACUUAUAGGCAAUAUCAAGAUCUCCGAACCUCCCAAACAAAAGUCUGCCAAGCCAGCUAGAAAAGAUCCUAAACCUGCUCAAGAUAGCAAUGCUCAAGAAGCUAACACUGAUCCUCAAAAGAAACUGAAAAACCUCAAGAAGAGACUCAGGGAAGUUGAGUUACUGGAGGAAAAAAUUAAUAAUGGUACACUUGCCAAACCUGAACCAGAGCAACUUGUUAAAGUUAAGAGAAAGAAUGAUCUCAUUGUUUUAAUCCAUGAACUUGAGAAGAUGUUACAGUAGAAUGUGUGUUUAAAUGUGUAUAGUGUAUUCAUAGUGAUUUUUCACUUUUGACAGUUGGAACUUCUAAAAAAUUCGCCACUUUUUUUAUAGAUUAACGUAUUGUAAAUAAAAACUUAAUAUGGGGGUUUUUCUUU
This is a messenger RNA of Diabrotica balteata, 908 nucleotides long. The record is from the annotation of a GenBank genome assembly. NCBI's taxonomy places the organism in Eukaryota, Metazoa, Arthropoda, Insecta, Coleoptera, Chrysomelidae.